AUGUCUCGCACAUUGCGUGGGCUCUGGCUUCUUGCUGGUGCCUUUGUCUCGCUACUCCCAUCCGCCCACGGUUUCUACCUACCAGGUGCCGCACCACACGACUAUCUCAAGGAUGAGAAGGUCAACAUCUUUGUGAACGCGCUGACGCCUAUGAUUGCGGGCGAUGACCAUGCGAAAUUGAAAUCUCUCAUAAAUUAUGACUAUUAUAACGAGGGUUUUAACUUCUGCAAGCCAGAGGGUGGACCGAAGAAGGAGCCUGAGAGCCUUGGAUCCAUCCUGUUUGGAGACCGCAUAUUCAACUCUCCUUACGAGGUCUCCAUGCUGCAAGACAAUUCCACUUGCAAAGCCCUCUGUACACAGACAGUGACCCCCACGGAGGCUAAAUUCAUCAACGAACGCAUACGGGAAGACUACGCCAUCAACUGGCUCGUAGAUGGUCUUCCCGCCGCAGAGAUGAAAGAAGACAAGAAGACCGGCGAGGUCUUUUUUGACAUGGGUUUCAAUCUUGGCAACGACGAGGGGGUGUUUGAGUACAUGCCGGCUCUGUACAACCACUAUGACAUAGUGCUGAGAUAUCACAAGCCGGCGCCGGAUUCAGAAGUGUAUCGCGUCGUCGGCGUUCUUGUCUGGCCUAUGAGCCGUGGUGGCCCACAAGCGAUACCAGGGUCAGGACAGGUGCAAUGCAGUGAAACCGAAACUUCCCUUGUUCUUAGCGAGACCGAGAACAACACGGUCACUUACACAUAUAGGGUAAUGUGGCAGGAAUCGGAGACUCCAUGGGCAACUCGAUGGGACAACUAUCUGCACAUAUUCGAUCCUCGCAUUCACUGGUUCAGCCUCAUCAACUCCAUAAUUGUGGUAGUCUUCCUGUGCCUAAUGGUGUCCAUGAUUCUAGUGCGCACUGUGUCCAGAGAUAUCUCGCGCUAUAACGCGAUAGACUUGAGCGAAGACGUCCAAGAAGAUUGGGGGUGGAAGCUCGUACACGGUGAAGUGUUUCGCAUGCCGGGCAAUCCCAUGGCGCUGUCCGUCAUUGUGGGCAACGGUGCGCAGCUCUGUGCCAUGGUCGGCGUUACCCUUGUCUUUGCGCUUCUCGGCUUCUUGUCGCCGUCAAACCGCGGGUCUCUUGCCACGGUAAUGGUGGUAUGCUGGACUUUCUUCGGCGGCAUCGCGGGUUACAUCUCGUCCCGGGUUUACGCGUCUCUUGGUGGAACGAACAAGCGCAGGAACUCGUUCUUCACUGCCACCAUCAUGCCAACCUUUGUGUUCGCAGUCGUCUUCCUGCUCAACCUAUUCCUGAUCGCGGCCGGCUCCUCAGGCGCCGUUCCGUUUGGCAAGACUCCUUGGAUAGGCACAAUGUUGCUAAUCGUGGUCCUUUGGUUUGGUAUCUCCGCACCCUUGUCCGCUGUGGGCUCGUACUAUGGUUCGAAACAUGGUGCUGUCACACAUCCAGUUCGUGUCAACCAGAUUCCCCGGCAGAUUCCUCCCCAACCCAAAUAUCUCCGUCCUUGGGCUGCUACGAUUCUCGCGGGCAUUUUGCCGUUCGGUGCGGCCUUCAUUGAGCUCUAUUUCGUGCUCUCCAGCCUGUUCGCCUCUCGCGCCUACUACGCCUUCGGCUUCCUGGCACUCACCGCGGGCGUUGUCGCGCUGACGACGGCCACGGUCACCAUCCUGUUCACUUACUUCAUCCUCUGCGCUGAGGACUAUCGAUGGCACUGGCGCGCGUUCCUCACCGGUGGCGGCAGCGCAUUCUGGCUGCUCGCGUACGGCAUAGUCUACUGGGCGAUGCGCCUCAACCUGCACUCGGUCACGAGCGCAGUCCUCUAUAUCGGCUAUCUCCUCCUUCUCGCACUCUUCGACUUCCUCAUCACCGGGACCAUCGGCUUCCUCGCAACAUACUGGGCGGUCCGACGGCUAUACGGCGCCAUUCGUGUGGACUGA
This is a messenger RNA of Epithele typhae, 1938 nucleotides long. RefSeq names its product endosomal P24A protein. The coding region runs from base 1 to 1938 and encodes 645 amino acids. The transcript is spliced from 19 exons. Gene Ontology annotation, cellular component: membrane. NCBI's taxonomy places the organism in Eukaryota, Fungi, Basidiomycota, Agaricomycetes, Polyporales, Epitheliaceae. Gene Ontology annotation, biological process: vacuolar transport; protein localization to membrane. The record is from RefSeq and is a predicted model, not a curated record.